Molecule: messenger RNA, 9587 nt
Organism: Coregonus sp. 'balchen'
Lineage: Eukaryota; Metazoa; Chordata; Actinopteri; Salmoniformes; Salmonidae
Source: the annotation of a GenBank genome assembly
AUGGUGGAUAAAUAUGGAAUUAGGAUGUUCGAAUAUGGUGGAUAUAUGGAGUUAGAAUAUGGUGAAUAUAUGGAGUGAGAAUGUUGGAAUAUGGAUUUAGAAGGCAAAAUAAUAUGCAUAUUCUGACUACUGUCUCUUCCUCUCCAGGUCGCUAUGGUUUCUCUCACCAGGGCGGAGACGGAUCAUUGCCCAUGAAUGGUAUGGACAUUUUAUAUUUUGCUUCAAUGCUAUAAAGUUUAUAGCUUUUUUCAGCCAUUCACAAUAGAGGUAGUAAAUUGGAUGCAAUUGUUCAUGGGGUGUACAUUAUGUUGUAACCCUGUGCUGUUAAGAGUUGUUAUGAAGGUUUUUGUCUUGUUUUACAUGCAGCUAGGAGCUAUGGCAGAAGACGAGGUAAAGCCAAACCCCAAAUGUCUUCAUGUUUUAGCCUACAUCAUGUUUUAGCCUACAUCAUGUCAUUAUUUGCAAAGCAUCCAUUACACAGUACAUGCUGUCUGUCUGGUUUGGCCUCGCUAUGUCUGAAAUGGCACCCAGGUGGAAUAGGGUGCCAUUUCAGAUGCAACUGUUCUCUAGGCCCCGACUGAACCUGCAGAGGAAGACUUCUUAAGUCCCCAGGGAGGAUUUGAAAUUAAUAUAUUUUUUAAACAUCACAAUAAAAUGUAUGAAUUCAAUCCAAAUACUAUAAAGUAUGGUAGAGUUCCAGGUCGUCUUUAUUGCAGUCGUGCUGACUGACCGUCUCACAGAUUGCAAUAGUAAUCCAAACAAAUCAAAUGUUAUUUGUCACAUACACGUGUUGUUGCGGGUGUAGCUAAAUGCUUGUGCUUCUAGCUCCGACAGUGCAGUAAUAUCUAACAAGUAAUAUCUAACAAUUUCACAACAUAUACCCAAUACACACAAAUCUAAGUAAGGAAUGGAAUUUAAUAUAUACAUACAGUGGGGAGAACAAGUAUUUGAUACACUGCCCAUUUUGCAGGUUUUCCUACUUACAAAGCAUGUAGAGGUCUGUAAUUUUUAUCAUAGGUACACUUCAACUGUGAGACGGAAUCUAAAACAAAAAUCCAGAAAAUCACAUUGUAUGAUUUUUAGGUAAUUCAUUUGCAUUUUAUUGCAUGACAUAAGUAUUUGAUACAUCAGAAAUGCAGAACUUAAUAUUUGGUACAGAAACCUUUGUUUGCAAUUAGAGAUCAUACGUUUCCUGUAGGUCUUGACCAGGUUUGCACACACUGCAGCAGGGAUUUUGGCCCACUCCUCCAUACAGACCUUCUCCAGAUCCUUCAGGUUUCGGGGCUGUCGCUGGGCAAUACGGACUUUCAGCUGCCUCCAAAGAUGUUCUAUUGGGUUCAGGUCUGGAGACUGGCUAGGCCACUCCAGGACCUUGAGAUGCUUCUUACGGAGCCACUCCUUAGUUGCCCUGGCUGUGUGUUUCGGGUCGAUGUCAUGCUGGAAGACCCAGCCACGACCCAUCUUCAAUGCUCUUACUGAGGGAAGGAGGUUGUUGGCCAAGAUCUCGCGAUACAUGGCCCUAUCCAUCCUCCCCUUAAUACGGUGCAGUCGUUCUGUCCCCUUUGCAGAAAAGCAUCCCCAAAGAAUGAUGUUUCCACCUCCAUGCUUCACGGUUGGGAUGGUGUUCUUGGGGUUGUGCUCAUCCUUCUUCUUCCUCCAAACACGGCGAGUGGAGUUUAGACCAAAAAGCUCUAUUUUUGUCUCAUCAGACCACAUGACCUUCUCCCAUUUCUCCUCUGGAUCAUCCAGAUGGUCAUUGGAAAACUUCAGACGGGCCUGGACAUGCGCUGACUUGAGCAGGGGGACCUUGCGUGCGCUGCAGGAUUUUAAUCCAUGACGGCGUAGUGUGUUACUAAUGGUUUUCUUUGAGACUGUGGUCCCAGCUCUCUUCAGGUCAUUGACCAGGUCCUGCCGUGUAGUUCUGGGCUGAUCCCUCACCUUCCUCAUGAUCAUUGAUGCCCCACAAGGUGAGAUCUUGCAUGGAGCCCCAGACCGAGGGUGAUUGACCGUCAUCUUGAACUUCUUCCAUUUUCUAAUAAUUGCGCCAACAGUUGUUGCCUUCUCACUAAGAUGCUUGCCUAUUGUCCUGUAUCUCAUCCCAGCCUUGUGCAGGUCUACAAUUGUAUCCCUGAUGUCCUUACACAGCUCUCUGGUCUUGGCCAUUGUGGAGAGGUUGGAGUCUGUUUGAUUGAGUGUGUGGACAGGUGUCUUUUAUACAGGUAACGAGUUCAAACAGGUGCAGUUAAUACAGGUAAUGAGUGGAGAACUGGAGGGCUUCUUAAAGAAAAACGAACAGGUCUGUGAGAGAUGGAAUUCUUACUGGUUGGUAGGUGAUCAAAUACUUAUGUCAUGCAAUAAAAUGCAAAUGUAUUACUUGAAAAUCAUACCAUGUGAUUUUCUGGAUUCCGUCUCUCACAGUUGAAGUGUACGUAUGAUAAAAAUUACAGACCUCUACAUGCUUUGUAAGUAGGAAAACCUGCAAAAUCGGCAGUGUAUCAAAUACUUGUUCUCCCCACUGUAUAUGAACAAGCAAUGACAGAGCGGCAUGGACUAAGAUGCAGUAGAAUAUUAUAGAAUACAGUAUAUGGGUUGAAAUGAUCUGAUACCAGAUUAGAUGGGUUGAAAUGAUCUGAUACCAGAUUACUUUAGAAAAAUGGCAUUCACUGAUCAGAUCAAAUGACGACAUAAGAGCAUUGUGUUGAACACUGUGCAAUGUUUAAAAGUGAGAACCGCAGAAGGGCGAAGGUACUAAAUGACUAGAGUUGACUGUGUGAUAUAAGGUUGCUUCUUGUGUCAAUAUUUUUAGCUGGUUUUGUUGAGAUGAGAUGGGUAAUGCAAGAUAUGUAAACAUUAUUAAAGUCACUAGUGUUCCAUUUCUUAAAGUGGCCAGUGAUUUCAAGUGGCAGCAGCAGCCUCUAAUGUGCUAGUGAUGGCUAUUUAACAGUCUGAUGGCCUUGAGAUAGAAGCUGUAUUACAUUCUCUCUGUCCCAGCUUUGAUGCACCUGUACUGACCUCACCUUCUGGAUGAUAGUGGGAUGAACAGGCAGUGGCUCGGGUGGUUCAUGUCCUUGAUUAUCUUUUUGGCCUUCCUGUGACAUCGGGUGCUGUUGGUGUCCUGGAGGGUGGGUAGUUUGCCCCCGGUAAUGCGUUCUGCAGACCGCACCACCCUCUGGAGAGCCCUGCGGUUGCGGGUGGUGCAGUUUCCGUACCAGGCGGUGAAACAGCCCGACAGGAUGCUCUCAAUUGUGCAGCUGUAAAAGUUUGUGAGGGUUUUAGGUGCCAAGCCAAAGAGGCUCUGUUGCGCCUUCUUCACCACACUGUCUGCGUGGGUGGACCAUUUCAGUUUGUCAGUGAUGUGUACGCCAAGGAACUUGAAGCUUUCCACCACCCUCUGCUGUUUCCUGAAGUCCAUGAUCAUCUCCUUUGUUUUGUUGACGUUGAGUGAGAGGUUAUUUUCCUGGCACCACACUCCCAGAGCCCUCACCUCCUCCCUGUAGGCUGUCUCGUCAUUGUUGGUAAUCAAGCCUACUACUGUUGUCGUCUGCAAACUUGAUGAUUGAGUUGGAAGGCAUGCUUGGCCACACAGUCAUGGGUGAACAGGGAGUACAGGAGGGGGCUGAGCACACACCCUUGUGGAGCCUCAGUGUUGAGGAUCAGCGAAGUGGUGAUGUUGUUUCCUACCUUCACCACCUGGGGCGGCCCGUCAGGAAUCCAGGACCCAGUUGCACAGGGCGGUGUUCAGAUCCAGGGCCUCGAGCUUAAUGAUGAGCUUGGAGGGUACUAUGGUGUUGAAUUCUGAGCUAUAGUCAAUGAACAGCAUUCUUACAUAGGUAUUCCUCUUGUCCAGAUGGGAUAGGGCAGUGUGAUGGCGAUUGCAUCGUCUGUGGAUCUAUUGGGACGGUAAGCAAAUUGAAGUGGGUCUAGGGUGACAGGUAAGGUAGAGGUGAUAUGAUCCUUGACUAGUCUCUCAAAGCACUUCAUGAUGACAGAGGUGAGUGCUACAGGGCGAUAGUCAUUUAGUUCAGUUACCUUUGCUUUCUUAGGUACAGGAACAAUGGUGGCCAUCUUGAAGCAUGUGGGGACAGCAGACUGAGAUAGGGAGAGAUUGAAUAUGUCCGUAAACACACCAGCCAGCUGGUCUGCGCAUGCUCUGAGGACGCGGCUAAGGAUGCCGUCUGGGCCGGCAGCCUUGUGGGGGUUAACAUGCUUAAAUGUCUUACUCGUAUAACGUUCAACGCUUGUGUUUGUUGUGAGGUGUGAUCAUCUGUGCAGCGCGACAGCAAAAAAAUAUGACCUGACAUGAUUGUAUACUGCCUGUUUCCUGCUGUGCUUUUGUGACCUGGCUGUGGUGGCUUGUCACUGGACUUUAGCAAAACGUUAUGUUGCAAGUGCUUGAGGAAAUCAUGGUUGGUUUCAUGAUCAUGGUUCUUUUUUGUCUUCAUCACAAUGAAAAAUAAAUCCCUCAUUUGAGUUAUUUUGAUUCCAAUCAAUGUAUCGCAAUUGAAGAACCUAUUUCAGAAUUUUAUUGUAAGUGUAUUUAUUUGGAUACAAUCUUACCCUUUUUCCACGACUGAGUCAAACAGAGCUGAGCCAAGCUGUACUGAGCUGGCCUGGUUAAUCCCAAACUGUACUGAGCUGGCCUGGUUAAACCCAAGCUGUACUGAGCUGGCCUGGUUAAACCUGAGCUGGCCUGGUUAAACCAAAGCUGGACUGAGCUGGCCUGGUUAAACCAAAGCUGGACUGAGCUGGCCUGGUUAAUCCCAAGCUGGACUGAGCUGGCCUGGUUAAACCCAAGCUGUACUGAGCUGGCCUGGUUAAACAUUCACAAUAAUUGCUGGAAGGGACAAUGUGAAAAUUAAAUAUUGGAGCCAGCACAGUACGGUUUGAAGAGGAAAAUGUAUAACCUCAAAUGGGUGCUAAGUGGCAUAAAAAGUUCAGGCACUUGCAUGGGUUUGAAAGUUUAAAAGCCUUUAAUGUAUGGGCUAAGACAUUAAAAUACACCAAUGCAUGUCGGCUUACGUCUUCAUCAGGGUGUCUGGGUUAGUACGUUUUGGGUUGGCCUGAUGGUGUGAAAUAAGUAUCUCAUCUCCACUGAUUUCUCUCUCUCCGCCCUCCAGGUCACAGUAACCUGUUCCCCAUGGAGGACGAGCGCUCCUUCGGAGAGGACGAGUCAGGUGACCAGGGACUUCCUGGUUUAGGAUCCGCCCACUGUUUCCCGCACCUCAACGGAGAGCGAGUGGAGAGAUACUCACGCAAGGUGUUUGUCGGAGGACUGCCACCCGAUAUAGACGAAGGUAUUGAUCGAUUAACAGAAUAAUACACCUUCUACAAUGUUGUUCUUGGGUUAAAAACAAUGGUUUGAGAGGUGUCUGUGUUUUCUAUGUUAAUGGCCCCGACAUAUGAUGUCAUAGAGGCUUAGAGGCUGUGUACUAAAGAGCCUGUGUACAGUGGGGGGAAAAAAGUAUUUAGUCAGCCACCAAUUGUGCAAGUUCUCCCACUUAAAAAGAUGAGAGGCCUGUAAUUUUCAUCAUAGGUACACGUCAACUAUGACAGACAAAAUGAGAUUUCUUUUUCCAGAAAAUCACAUUGUAGGAUUUUUUAUGCAUUUUUUUGCAAAUUAUGGUGGAAAAUAAGUAUUUGGUCAAUAACAAAAGUUUCUCAAUACUUUGUUGGCAAUGACACAGGUCAAACGUUUUCUGUAAGUCUUCACAAGGUUUUCACACACUGUUGCUGGUAUUUUGGACCAUUCCUCCAUGCAGAUCUCCUCUAGAGCAGUGAUGUUUUGGGGCUGUCGCUGGGCAACACAAACUUUCAACUCCCUCCAAAGAUUUUCUAUGGGGUUGAGAUCUGGAGACUGGCUAGGCCACUCCAGGACCUUGAAAUGCUUCUUACGAAGCCACUCCUUCGUUGCCCGGGCGGUGUGUUUGGGAUCAUUGUCAUGCUGAAAGACCCAGCCACGUUUCAUCUUCAAAGCCCUUGCUGAUGGAAGGAGGUUUUCACUCAAAAUCUCAUGAUACAUGGCCCCAUUCAUUCUUUCCUUUACACUGAUCAGUCGUCCUGGUCCCUUUGCAGAAAAACAGCCCCAAAGCAUGAUGUUUCCACCCCCAUGCUUCACAGUAGGUAUGGUGUUCUUUUAAUGCAACUCAGCAUUCUUUGUCCUCCAAACACGACGAGUUGAGUUUUUACCAAAAAGUUAUAUUUUGGUUUUAUCUGACCAUAUGACAUUCUCCCAAUCCUCUUCUGGAUCAUCCAAAUGCACUCUAGCAAACUUCAGACGGGCCUGGACAUGUACUGGCUUAAGCAGGGGGACACGUCUGGCACUGCAGGAUUUGAGUCCCUGGCGGCGUAGUGUGUUACUGAUGGUAGGCUUUGUUACUUUGGUCCCAGCUCUCUGCAGGUCAUUCACUAGGUCCACCCGUGUGGUUCUGGGAUUUUUGCUCACCGUUCUUGUGAUCAUUUUGACCCCACGGGGUGAGAUCUUGCGUGGAGCCCCAGAUCGAGGGAGAUUAUCAGUGGUCUUGUAUGUCUUCCAUUUCCUAAUAAUUGCUCCCACAGUUGAUUUCUUCAAACCAAGCUGCUUACCUAUUGCAGAUUCAGUCUUCCCAGCCUGGUGCAGGUCUACAAUUUUGUUUCUGGUGUCCUUUGACAGCUCUUUGGUCUUGGCCAUAGUGGAGUUUGGAGUGUGACUGUUUGAGGUUGUGGACAGGUGUCUUUUAUAAUAAUAACAAGUUCAAACAGGUGCCAUUAAUACAGGUAAUGAGUGGAGGACAGAGGAGCCUCUUAAAGAAGAAGUUACAGGUCUGUGAGAGCCAGAAAUCUUGCUUGUUUGUAGGUGACCAAAUACUUAUUUUCCACCAUAAUUUGCAAAUAAAUUCAUUAAAAAUCCUACAAUGUGAUUUUCUGGAUUUAGUUUUCUCAAUUUGUCUGUCAUAGUUGACGUGUACCUAUGAUGAAAAUUACAGGCCUCAUCUUUUUAAGUGGGAGAACUUGCACAAUUGGUGGCUGACUAAAUACUUUUUUUCCCCACUGUAGCUGACUAGCUUUGACUCUUUCAUUCUCAGAUGAGAUCACCGCCAGUUUCCGCCGGUUCGGUCACCUGUUUGUCGAUUGGCCCCACAAGGCUGAGAGCAAGUCCUAUUUCCCACCCAAAGGUGAGUCUGAUAUGGUCACAUUGGCCAGGAAAUACUCAGGGCAUAGGAAUGAAGGGAAUAGUCAGGGCAUAGGAAUGAAGGGAAUACUCAGGGCCCUAGGAAUAAAGGGAAUACUCAGGGCCCUAGGAAUGAAGGGAAUACUCAGGGCCCUAGGAAUGAAGGGAAAUAGAUGAAGGUCAUGAGAGUAUUGAGCGCGUUCUUUCCCCUCUCUAGGUUAUGCAUUCUUACUGUUCCAAGACGAGAGCUCUGUCCAGGCUCUGAUUGAUGCCUGUAUCGAAGAGGAUGGCAAGCUCUACCUCUGUGUCUCCAGCCCCACCAUCAAGGACAAGCCUGUGAGUGGAGCUUUACGUCUGUGUCUGUGUGUGUGUGUGUGUGUCUGUCUCACACGAGCCAGUCCAACUGUUUGAGUCUCCCAGGCAGUAUUUAAAAAUGUUUUUCACUGUAAUUAAACUUCUUGGUGGGAGUUGUCUGUCCUCCUUGUCAGUCUAGCGCUGCUGGUAUAAAUAGUUGUGAGAUCUCCCCAGUCCACUCACCUAGUUCAGCCCAGUCCACUCACCUAGUUCAGCUCAGUACACUCUCCUAGUUCAGCCCAGUCCACUCUCCUAGUUCAGCCCAGUCCUCUCUCCUAGUUCAGCCCAGUCCUCUCUCCUAGUUCAGCCCAGUCCUCUCUCCUAGUUCAGCCCAGUCCUCUCUCCUAGUUCAGCCCAGUCCUCUCUCCUAGUUCAGCCCAGUCCUCUCUCCUAGUUCAGCCCAGUCCUCUCUCCUAGUUCAGCCCAGUCCUCUCUCCUAGUUCAGCCCAGUCCUCUCACCUAGUUCAGCCCAGUCCUCUCACCUAGUUCAGCCCAGUCCUCUCACCUAGUUCAGCCCAGUCCUCUCUCCUAGUUCAGCCCAUCCUCUCUCCUAGUUCAGCCCAGUCCUCUCUCCUAGUUCAGCCCAGUCCUCUCACCUAGUUCAGCCCAGUCCUCUCACCUAGUUCAGCCCAGUCCUCUCACCUAGUUCAGCCCAGUCCUCUCACCUAGUUCAGCCCAGUCCUCUCUCCUAGUUCAGCCCAGUCAUCUCACGUAGUUCACAUCUAGUUGUAUGGACAUUGAAAGAUUAUUUUACAGACGUUAUAUGGAAUUUGUUACAGCCUUUUAUAGAUGUUGGUUGAGCGUUAUAUGGGUGUUAUCUGAACAUUGUCUGGCCAUUCCUCUGUGUUCCUCUAGGUCCAGAUCCGUCCCUGGAAUCUGAAUGACAGUGACUUUGUGAUGGACGGCUCUCAGCCUCUGGACCCCAGGAAGACCAUCUUCGUAGGGGGGGUGCCACGUCCUCUACGUGCAGGUACUGGACUGGGGUUUUAUGUGUGAGGAAUGGGGGGGAGAUGCGAGAGGAGCCGGGUAAGAGGGUAGGAAUGGGGUGAAAGGAGGUAGGGAGCGGAGGAAUGUGGGGAGAAAGGGGAGGGAGGUAAUGGAGAGGACGGGGGAUGGAGAGAGGGAUGAGACGGGGGGAGGGAAACGGGGGUGAGGAGUAGGGAGGAUGGAACGGGGAGGAGACGGAACGGGGGAGGAGAGGAACGUGGGGAGGAGGAUGGGAGACGGGCUGGGGGAGGCAGUAGGGAGAAGGGCGGGGGAGGAGAGGGGAAGAGGGCGGGGGAGGAGAGGGAGAGGGAGAGGACGGCGGGGAGGAGGAGGGUAGAGGACGGGGUGAGGAGAUGGGAGAGGGGGGGGGGGGGCCUAGGGUGGGAGGGUGGGGGCCUGACGGGGCCGGGAGAGAGGUCGCAUCAAAGGCCAUAUUGUAAUGUCCUUGUUCCAGUGGAGCUGGCCAUGAUAAUGGAUCGUCUGUACGGAGGAGUGUGUUACGCUGGCAUCGACACAGACCCCGAACUAAAGUACCCUAAAGGAGCGGGGCCGUGUGAGCAUUCUCCAAUCAGCAGGAGCUACAUCGCUUGCUAUCAGCGCUCGAUUCGUUCAGCUGCAGCACGGCGGAGAUCACCAAAAGGGUGUGAGUCAGUUCUGGUCUUUGGUUAGUUUUUUAGCGGAGCCCACAUACGCCAUGCCAUUUUGUCCAGGAGAAGAAGACCUCACGCACACAAUAGCUAAGGUACAAAAUGGAGCUGGGUAUGAGCUUCUCCCCUCUGGUUUCUCUUUUGUCCCAUUCAAUCUGGGUAAAUGUUUAAUCUCCCCUCCUUCUCCCCCCUCUCCCCCUUCGGUCCUCCCCCCUCUCCCCCAGGUGGAAGUGAAGCCAUACGUGCUGGAUGACCAGCUGUGUGAUGAGUGCCAGGGGACGCGCUGUGGAGGGAAGUUUGCUCCCUUCUUCUGCGCUAACGUCACCUGUCUCCAGUACUACUGUGAAUACUGCUGGGCAGCCAUCCACUCCCGGGCCGGACGAGAGUUCCACAAGCCACUGGUCAAGGAGGGGGGAGACCGGCCCCGACACAUAUCCUUCAGGUGGAACUAG